Messenger RNA from Carassius auratus (goldfish), 648 nucleotides. RefSeq names its product complement C3-like. The transcript is spliced from 5 exons. Lineage: Eukaryota; Metazoa; Chordata; Actinopteri; Cypriniformes; Cyprinidae. The record is from RefSeq and is a predicted model, not a curated record. Bases 1 to 648 code for a protein of 215 amino acids.
AUGGCUACUUCCCAUGUGGACAAGUUUGCCAAAGUGAGGGGUACAACAGAAGCUAAAGAGAUCGCUCAGACAGUCGAUCAGGCCAUCAGUGGAGACUUCAUGGGGCGGUUUAUUGUCCAGCCCAGUGGUAAUGGAGAGCAGAACAUGAUGUAUAUGACUCUACCUGUCAUUGCCACUCAUUAUCUGGACAGCACCAGUCAGUGGGAGACGGUUGGCAUCGAGCGCCGCAAUGAAGCUGUUAACUAUAUCAACACAGGUUAUCAGCGGCAGCUGGGUUACCGUAAAUCAGAUGGAUCCUACGCUGCAUGGACAAACAGACCGAGCAGCACAUGGUUGACAGCAUAUGUGGUCAAAGUCUUCAGCAUGGCCUAUGACUCUGCUUUUAUAGAGGAAGAUAUGCUCUGCAGCGCCCUCAAGUGGCUGAUUCUUCACAAACAAACACAAGACGGCUCCUUUAAAGAGGAUUCAGCUGUCAUUCAGGGAGAGAUCCAGGGUGACAUACAAAGCAAAGACGCUGAUGCCUCUCUGACAGCUUUUGUUGUGAUUGCUAUGCAAGAGGCCAGAGAGAUCUGUGCUGGAUCAUUUGCUGUAAGUGAAUUAGUUUCACCACGUGCAGGUUUGGUGCUUCAUUGGCCACAUGCUCUCUGA